This is a messenger RNA of Cladophialophora yegresii CBS 114405, 1923 nucleotides long. RefSeq lists its product as uncharacterized. The record is from RefSeq and is a predicted model, not a curated record. Gene Ontology annotation, biological process: mitotic intra-S DNA damage checkpoint signaling; double-strand break repair via break-induced replication; DNA catabolic process. NCBI's taxonomy places the organism in Eukaryota, Fungi, Ascomycota, Eurotiomycetes, Chaetothyriales, Herpotrichiellaceae. Gene Ontology annotation, cellular component: Holliday junction resolvase complex; nucleus. The transcript is spliced from 2 exons. The coding region runs from base 1 to 1923 and encodes 640 amino acids. Gene Ontology annotation, molecular function: DNA binding; 3'-flap endonuclease activity; crossover junction DNA endonuclease activity.
AUGACUGAAGCAUGUAUGAACCCGUUACUGGCGGGAUGGCUCAAGGAAUGGAUGGAUCAAGCAAAAGAACAGAGUGCCAAAAGCUACACUGUCUACAAGAAAGCAUACAACUCGGUGAUAGCAUGUCCCAUACAGUUCAGCCACCCCUCCGAAGCCCGAUCGCUCAAUGGCCUCGGGCCAAAACUGUGCGACAGACUGACAAACAAGCUGAAAGAGCACUGUGAGCAAAAUGGUCUACCUAUGCCAACUAAAAAUAGACGCAGGGCAAAGAGGGCAUCGGAGGCCAUAGCGUCAGAUGCGGCGACAGCUGCCGAAGCCGAACGAUCCUCUCCUGUCCAAAAGAAGCGCAGGGUCCAGCCAUAUGUCCCAAAAUACCGCUCUGGUGCCUACGGCCUGAUAUUAGCUUUGGGCACAUUGGACCGGGACAGCAAUCAAGCUAUUCCAAAGGCAGAGCUUAUUAGGGUAGCACAAGAACACUGCGAUUCGAGCUACACCGUCCCGAGUGAUACCACAAAGUUCUUUACUGCGUGGAAGUCCAUGAAUACAUUGGAAUCAAAAGAGCUUGUGUGCACCAAGGGUCAUCCAACCAAGAAAUAUUAUCUAUCGGAUGAAGGGUGGGAAGUCGCGGAUGGCAUCAAGGCCAACGAGGAGGGCCGUCUCGUGGAGAAAUUGACGCGGAAGCAGAAAAGCGUACCAGCUGGGGACGAGAAGAUAUCGAGAUCAGCCUUGCCUGGUCCAGUCACCAAACGAAACCCUGCAGCAGCUCCUCCAACCACUGUUACGAGGUCUAUAACGCCUGAGCUAUUUUCCAGUCGACCCCCGCCAGCACCUCGACCACAGCACAGAAGCACGAAGGUCCCAGGUCCGGAAGAGCCAUCUGAUAUCCUUGAUCUGGUAUCUGCUUCCGAAAAUGACUGGCCUGAUUCGGAACCAGAGAUGAGCUUAACAACUGUCAAAGGGCGGACUGGUCGAAGACCUACGAGCGCCGGCUCCUCGACAGAAGACACCAUCAUCUUACCAGCCGGAUCAUUUGAGGUAAAAAUCGUGCUCGAUAUGCGCGAGGUCCGGAGUGUAACUGACCGAGACUACAUCUCCGAGGAGCUCAAGAAGCUCGGUAUUACUCCAAUUAUCCGCUCUCUUCCCCUCGGCGACGUGCUUUGGGUCGCAGAAGUCAGCCCAUUGUACAACGAUAACUUGAAGGGUGCUAAUAUUGAUGACGAAGGAGACGCCAAAAUUGAAAUUGUGCUCGAGCACAUCCUUGAGCGCAAGCGACUCGAUGACUUGAUCAGCAGUAUCAAAGACGGGAGGUUUCAUGAGCAGAAAUUCCGGCUUCACAAGUCCGGCAUCAAGAACGUUACAUACCUGGUUGAAGAAUACUCAGUUUCCCAGGAGAGGAUGGACAAAUACGAAGAUGCUGUCGAGAGCGCAAUUGCCAGUAUGCAAGUUGUCGAUAACUUCUUCGUCAAGCAGACCACGAAGCUUGACGACACUAUCUCCUACUUGGCGCGCAUGACCAGGACCCUGAAAGCAUUGUAUGAAGCGAGGGACGUCAAUGUCAUACCUGCUCAAAGUUUCGAGACUGAAGCAGUUACAUUGCUGUUGGGGCGUCUCCGAAAGACCUCGCCGGACAGAGUAUUUGGCAUGACAUUUUCGGUGUUUAGUGCCAUGUGCGACAAGUCCGAGAGCAUGACACUAAGAGACGUUUAUCUCAAGAUGUUGAUGUGCAUCAGAGGCGUGACCGGAGAGAAAGCUGUCGAGAUUCAGAAGAACUGGCCUACUCCCCGUGCCUUGGCAGAGGCGUACGAAGGACGGGAGAAAGGGGCGCCGCGGGACUCCAUGAUAAGUGAUCGACUUGGAAAUGUGAUCCCGAGGAAGAAAGUGGCCAAGACGCUCAGUGCCAAAAUUGCAGAGAUAUGGGCAUGA